This is a messenger RNA of Aspergillus nidulans FGSC A4, 958 nucleotides long. Its product is annotated as dienelactone hydrolase family protein. Gene Ontology annotation, molecular function: hydrolase activity. NCBI's taxonomy places the organism in Eukaryota, Fungi, Ascomycota, Eurotiomycetes, Eurotiales, Aspergillaceae. The record is from RefSeq and is a predicted model, not a curated record. Gene Ontology annotation, cellular component: cytoplasm. The transcript is spliced from 5 exons. Bases 118 to 876 code for a protein of 252 amino acids.
UUCACUCACUCACACUCACAGUUCUCGUCCGUUCUCGCCUCACUAAGACAACGUCCACUCCCGAGCUCCCCGUUCCAGUUCCAGACGCAGUUCCAAGCGAUUCGCUGCUCUUCCGCCAUGUCCGGUGUUAGCAAGGCCUGCUGCUCCAUCCCCCCGAUCGUUGCCAAAGGCUACCAGCCCAAGGGCGAAUACAAGACCAUCAAUGGCCUCAAGACAUACGUGACCGGCCCUUCAGAUGCCACUAAGGCCAUCCUCGUCGUCUACGACAUCUUUGGCUUCUUCCCUCAAACCCUUCAGGGCGCCGAUAUCCUCGCUACCUCGUCGAAACAGAAAUACCGCAUCUUCAUGCCCGACUUCUUUGAGGGCGAGCCCGCAGAUAUCACCUGGUUCCCGCCCUCCAACGAAGACCAGAAGAACAAGCUCGGCAACUUCUUCCAGACAAAGGCGGCGCCUCCCAAGACCCUCUCCAAGAUCCCCGGCGUCGUCUCGGAAGCAAACUCCUACGCCCCCUCUGGUGGCGCCUUCGAAUCAUGGAGCAUCCUGGGCUACUGCUGGGGCGGCAAGAUCACCGUUCUCUCGUCGGGUUCCGAGAACAAGACGUUCAAGGCCGCUGUGCAGUGUCACCCUGCCAUGCUGGACCCUAACGAUGCCAAGGGCGUGAACAUCCCCAUGGCGCUGUUGGCGUCUAAGGACGAAAAGCCCGACGACGUCAGCCAGUUCGGCGCGAACUUGAAGGUCGAUCACUAUGUCGAGACUUUCCCGACGCAGAUCCACGGCUGGAUGGCCGCCAGAAGUCAGUUGGAGGAUGAGCAGGUGCGGAAGGAGUAUGAGAGGGGAUACCAGACCGCGUUGGACUUUUUGGCAAAGCAUGCCUAGACGGUUGUGCUCAGUCUGGUAACAGAUGUAGUGCGUAGUCUACGUAGGCUAGUAAUUGAUCUACUGUCUAUCGAUCUGCGUU